Cuscuta europaea is the source of this 1581-nucleotide messenger RNA. The record is from the annotation of a GenBank genome assembly. Lineage: Eukaryota; Viridiplantae; Streptophyta; Magnoliopsida; Solanales; Convolvulaceae.
AAUGGGUUCAGGAUUGGGGCUUUGUCAAGUGGCUUCUUCUCAUCAUCUCCAGUUCUCCACCGUCUCUGACCCUUCCUUGCCCGAAGCCGGAAUCACCUUCAUUCAGAAAACAUGGGUUCAAAUUGGAGUGUAAGCAGCGACUCACUUCCGGAUUCAACUCCAAUGUUCUUCUUGAGUGAUGACUGCAGCAGCGGCUCCCUCCUAUCAUGGCCGAAUAAACGCUGUUGUAAUUAAAAAUGUGUCCUUUUAUGUAUUUUUCUAUUUUUUUAGACAUUCAUUCUGCUCUUUUUAUCAAACGGAUUUAUUUUAUUCAGCCAACAUUUCAGAUUCAGCAACUUCAAAUUCAACUCUAGACAAACAAGUCCUCAUCUUCAUCUCAUAUGCCAAAGCAGCCAAACAUACCCGUAAUGAAAUGCGAUAACUGUCCCAAAAAAGUCUAAUUUCAUAAGUCACACCUCUUUGAAUUUGUUUAUUUAUUUAUAAUAAUUUAAAAUUAUUAAUGGUAACUAUAUUUUAUAGAAUAUAUGUUUAGGUGAUUAAGUUUAGCGUAUCUGUCUUCUAUUUGACUAUUUUUGCGGCAAAUAACUAUAAAAAGAUACUACCUCCGUCCCGAAAAGUUCGUCAUAUUGACUUUUCUUGGACUAUGAUGUCAAACUUUGGACAAUGAUUUUAAUUAUUAAUUUGUAUAUAAUUUAUAAAAUUUAUACUUUUAUGAAAAUAUUUUGAAUAAGGAACAUUUCGAUAUAACUUUCAUAUUCAAAAUAGUUUCGUGUUAAAAAACAUCAUUGGUCAAAGUUGAUUGUCAUUGACCAAGGAAAGUCAAUUUGGCGAACCUUUUCGGGACGGAGGGAGUAGCAUUAAAGUAAUUUUUUUUGAAUAAAAGAAAGCUUGAAACAAGUCAAACAACUACUAUUUUUUGGUUAACAAUUUUAUGGGACUAUAAAGUUGCCACAAAGAUUUGCAGCAAAGAUUUAGCAGUUAGUGUUUAACUAUAAAAACUAUUGAGUGAUAUGCUUUCUGUGAUGUCCCAGGAAGACACGUGGUAUGGGAGCGGCACGCAAGUUAAAGACCCAUCGUCGGAAGCAAAGAGGUAUUGAGGCAAAACAGCCAAAUUCUGCCAUUCGAAAGUGCGCUAGAGUUCAACUCAUUAAAAAUGGGAAGAAGAUUGCUGCUUUUGUUCCUAAUGAUGGUUGCUUGAACUACAUCGAGGAAAAUGAUGAGGUGUUGAUAGCUGGAUUUGGUAGGAAGGGCCACGCUGUGGGGGAUAUUCCGGGUGUCAGAUUCAAGGUUGUGAAGGUGUCCGGUGUCUCCUUACUGGCUUUAUUCAAGGAGAAGAAAGAAAAACCAAGAUCUUAAGUUUUCAAAUCCUCUUUCAUGUGUCUUAUAUUUAUGUUAUGUUGGGCUAACAACAGAUUUGAGCUUUAUAAUUUUAAGUCUUUUCUUGGAUGAUGGUUUGAUCUUUGCCAUCUGUUAACUUUGAUGGAAUUUAGUUUAUUGAUGAAUUUAGGUCGAACCAAGCCUCACAUUUAUAUUAUGUAUGUAUUAUUAAAAAAUAAUUAAUCCAUGAACCGUUAAUUUAAA